This is a messenger RNA of Lobosporangium transversale, 1719 nucleotides long. RefSeq names its product glycoside hydrolase superfamily. The transcript is spliced from 3 exons. The coding region runs from base 298 to 1701 and encodes 467 amino acids. The record is from RefSeq and is a predicted model, not a curated record. Lineage: Eukaryota; Fungi; Mortierellomycota; Mortierellomycetes; Mortierellales; Mortierellaceae. Gene Ontology annotation, biological process: carbohydrate metabolic process. Gene Ontology annotation, molecular function: hydrolase activity, hydrolyzing O-glycosyl compounds.
GGGAUUCCCAACCGAAAGUCAGUCCAAUUCAAAACGAGCAAUUCUUCAUCUGCAUUACUCUUCAUUCUUUUCAAUUAGAAUUUCGCUCCUCUUCUUUUUUUUUUGUUUUUUUGGUCAGAUCCCCUUUUUUUCUAUUCAGUCUAUCACUUUCAUUGCCCAAUCACACCAGUCCAAUACAUAAGAUAAAAGAGCGUGUUUAUUUUAUACAGACGACAAUAACAAUCAUAACGCAUUUAGCCUCCCAAAUUUCAAUCAUCUCGCAAGCCGCGUAUCAUACACUCCUUAUACCCCCCCGUUAUGGCCAAUUAUAACGACACGGGCAAUGGCCCUAAUCGCUAUCAACAGCAUCAACAGCCUCAUUUCGACAGUAGCCAGUAUUACCAGCAAGAAGAAGAGGAAGAUUUCUCUCGAGAGCAUGGAAGUACCUCAGCCUCCGCAAUGGAACGCAUGACUCCACAACAACGUCGCCAGGAGGAACGUCGUCGACAUGCCGAAUCAGCUACUUCGGAUGCUUCGGCAGCACCGGCAGUGGCAGCAGCAGCAGCAGCAGCCGGAACGGGUGCUUCACCCUGGUUGAGCAAACAACAACAAAAAUCUGCCAAAUUUAAAGCUAUUUCUUGUAGUGUUCUUGUCUUCUUUCUGCUAGCCUUUACCGGCGUUCUCGCCUGGUACUUUGCAGUUCACAAGAAGGAUAGUAAUAGCAGCGAUAGCAGCAAUAGCAGCAAUAGCAACAAUGGCAGCAGCAAAAACAAUAAAGGACCAUCAGGAGGGGAGCAUGCCAAAGGACCUACGGUCGUAACACCCAAUGGUACAACUAUUCCUAAUGAGAAUUACGAAUUCAAGCGCGUCUUCUAUGGCAUGGCUUAUGUCCCCAUUGGUGCGCAGCUGCCUAAUUGCUACAACACUCAACAGUCUAUGGAUGAAGAGCUUCAGCUGCUUGCCAAGACUACACGACGUGUGCGUCUAUAUGGUACAGACUGCAAUGUACUCAAGUAUACACUCGAUUCGAUUUCUCGCCUAAAACUUGACUUGAAGGUUGUAGCGGGGAUCUGGAUUGACAAGGACAGUGCUACCUAUAGACGUCAGCUCAAUGAGUUUGUGAGCAUGGUUUCGGCCUAUGGUUGGGACAACAUCAUCGGUAUCUCAGUCGGGAACGAGGUUCUCUUUGAUCAUUACCAGUCGCUUGAAACGCUUAUGGCUCAUAUCAAAGAGGUCAAGGAUAAAGUCACUGCUAUGGGUCAACCCAUGAUGCCUGUUUUCACCUCCGAUCUAGAGAAGGCGAAUAGACCUCCGUUGACGAACCAUGAGGAUAAAGCGGGUGUGAACUUACAUCCGUUCUUCUCGGGUGCUCCUGUCUCUGAAGCUGCCUCUUGGUUCUGGAAAUAUUAUGAACAAUCUGUCAAGCCUGCUGUCAAUGCAGGCAACACUACGCCCAUCGAUAUUUGGAUCACGGAAGUUGGCUGGCCCACCUUCCCUGCCAAUGCCAAUGUCAACGCGUCCAUCCCCUCUAUUCCAAAUCUUCAGACUUUUAUUGAUACAUGGCUAUGUGAUGCGAAUGCCAAGAAACUCCCCUAUUACUAUUUUGAAUUCUUUGAUGCUCCUUGGAAGGUCUGGCCUGGCCAUGCAGUUGAAGGAUUCUGGGGUCUACUCACUAUCGACAAGAAACUUAAAGUCAAAUUACCUGAUUGCCUUGCCAGCUAGACUAUUGUACAAAAAAAA